AUCACCCCUCCUGUGCCUCUCACUUGACGUUUCCCAUCAGUUUUAACAGCUGUUUACGUUGUCUUAACUCAUCUUUGAGUCUCAAAUGCGUUGAAUAAGUUGAGUUAUACGUCCUUGUUUUUUAAUAUAAAUUCGGUAAUCAUAUUACGACUCAUUUUACACCACCAGUGUUUGUCAAAUCUUCAGUUAGUGAUCAGUAUCCUUUGUCUGAGCAACUGACAGUUCUUGGUAAUCUUUAUGUGAAUGUGCUGAUUUUACACUAAUCACAUCCCUACUUGUGUUAAAACAUAGUGCUUUGUUGUUGGUGAUAGUUGAAAAUCAACAGUCUCUGAAAUAACUAUCAAUUCGUCAGAUUUUUUUUAUUAUUACAAACAGGCAUUGCUACUGAACCAUGUAAUACCGCUGCUUCUUGUGAAUAUAAAAUUUCUUUGUAGUUAUCAGAAAUAGAACUCAAUCUAGGAUCCUAGGCUUUACCAUUGGCUCAGUAUAGAAAAAAUUGGCAUACGUUUUAACGAACUCUAGGCUCGAAGUGUACUUCAGUUUUUUUCCAAACUUAUCACGCAAAGUUCCAAUAAGGAGCAUGUCGGUUUUGAAUCAAAGUGGAGAAGAUGCGGUUGAAUGUCCGCUAUGCAUGGAACCGUUGGAGGUGGACGAUCUGAACUUUUAUCCGUGCACAUGUGGUUACCAAAUUUGCCGUUUUUGCUGGCACAGAAUCCGUACUGAUGAAAAUGGUUUAUGUCCUGCUUGUCGGAAAGCAUAUCCUGAAAACCCUGCAGACUUUAAGCCUCUAACUAAGGAAGAAAUAGCAAGGUUGAAGGCGGAGAAAAGACUGAAAGACCAGCAGCGAAAACAACGCGUAACUGAGAACAGGAAACAUCUUGCAAACGUUCGGGUGGUGCAAAAAAAUCUUGUUUUUGUUGUUGGUUUGCCAAUGCGGCUGGCAGAUGCUGACGUUCUUAAGCGACACGAGUACUUUGGGAAGUUUGGGAAGAUUCACAAAGUUGUAAUAAAUCAAAGUACCUCUUAUGCAGGGUCUCAGGGUCCUAGUGCAUCGGCGUAUGUUACGUAUCAACGACAAGAAGAUGCGUUGCGUGCUAUAGAAGCAGUAAAUAAUAUAGUAGUUGAUGGGCGGACGGUCAAAACGUCACUAGGGACCACAAAGUACUGUUCGCAUUUCAUGCGUAAUCAGGCAUGUCCGAAACCAGAUUGUAUGUACCUUCAUGACUUUGGUGACCAGGAAGCCUCUUUUACAAAGGAAGAAAUGCAUCAAGGCAAACACCAGGAGUAUGAGCGUAAACUUGUACAGUCGUUACACGCCCAUGCAUCUGCAAUACAACGAAAACCAACGCCAUCGCCACCAGUGACAGGUAGCACAGUUCGCGAGAAUGGUACGGUGAAUACACAAACAAAAGAAGCAUGGCCUUCGUUACAACCUGGGCAGACAAAUAGCACACAAACAAAUAGUAAAGAACCAUCUCCACCUGUGCAUACGCCGGUGCAACAAUCUAAUGGCACAAACGGAAGUGUAAGCAUACAGCAAAAUCACCCAGCUGUCACGAUAAAUCAACAAAAUAACAACAACAAAGGCGAAGGAGGUCUGAGUCGUAGAGGAAAAAGUAAUAGUGAAAGUAAAGCACAGGCUGCACGCAACAAACACAAAAACUCACAGAAUAAAGAAAAACAUGGAGUACGGACAAGUUCUCGGUCUGAAUCAAAUUCAACAAAUGGUCAAACUAGUUUACAGACGCAGAGUAACAUGCAAAAGGAGUCUCUCGAUUCUUCGGUCGAUUCAGUUAGUGAAAAUACACAAAUGUCGAGCUGUAGGAGUAAAAUGGAUCAACACAAUACACAAAGUAAGGAUCAAAAUCCAUCGGAAUUCCAGAACGACGAACCAAAGAUUAAUGGUGUCUUUGAAAAUGGUGAAAGAAGUCAAUCUGAGAGCGAAAGUGAUCCUCCAAGGGAAGGCAGUACGCCAGCUAGUACCGUUUCAAGCACAGAAGAUUCUACAAAUCUCAAUGCAGGGUUAGUGGAUUCCGAAGAAAUUGGCAGUGUAGCUGUGUUAGGUACAUCACCAGCAAGCACGACUUCAUCUCAGGAUGGCUCACAGCAACUGCCCCCUGGUAUCCGUGUGCAUAAUGGCGGGUCGCAAAUACAACUGAAUCAUCGAUCCAUCUUUCAAACGGAUAACAACAGCUUUUUUAGUUCGAAUACAUUUCAGAAAGUAUCAUCUACUGUAUCUACGCCACCAACGUCACAAACCGGGAGCACAAAUUUAGAUUGGAUGAGUACGGGAUUGGUAUCGAUACCUGAUUCCCUACCUACUGUCCACUCUAGUGAAGAUUGGCAAGCUGCGUUUGGAUUUCAACCCGAACCUUCUCAGACAAAUCUCCCCACACAUAAGCCAAGCCCGUCUAGUUCACCAGGUGUCUCUUUCAAUCCCGAGGAAUUUAUUGAUGGAGAAGUCUUCACUAAUUCGAGAUAUGCUACUUUGGCUGAAAAUGCAACUGUAUUUGCUACAAAUUUUCUCACAGAUUCACCAGCAUCGAAGUUUAUGGCUGAUUUUCAACAAAAUUCGUUGAGACAGAGGCUUGUAAUGCAGGCGCAACAAAAUCAAGAAAAUUGUGAUUACAUAAAACAAAACGGUCAGACGUCGUUGGAUGACUUAAAUAAACAUCAUAGUGAAGUAAAUACAGAGAUAAAGGCUGAUGAUGAUUUGGGUUUCGAUCCUUUUCAUGAGACUCAAAAAGCAUUAGCAGAAUUGAUGGAAAAUGAAAUGCUGCAGCACCAGAGACUGUUUCAGCAACAGCAGCAACAACAACAACAGCUAAGAGAACGAGAAGAACAAAGCAGAGUGCAACAACAAAGCCUUGUGAGCUUAGGCCAACAACACUUCCCCCAGGUGGCACACAUUGCUCAUUUGCAACAACAAGCACAACAUAUGCAGAACCUUCAAGCAUUGCAGCAAUCACAUUCCCUGUUAUCUCGACUUCCACCAAAUUUGUUACCGCCUAGCGGUACUCAAAGCCCUGCACCUACGGCAGCUACAUCAACCAAUCUUGGACAGCGCAGUCGUCUACCACCACCAGGCUUUCCAGGUUCGGCUCCAAAUCACAUGAACUCCUUUGGUUUGGGUAUACCGCGACCGGCUCCCACAAACAAUGUUCUUUCCGAGUUGCUUAUGUCUGCAGGUAGUAAGAUACUGCCAUUCAUGAGUCACUCAUCUGGGGUAUUGUUCACUGGUGCCCAAACUCCACAGCAAAAUACUUUUCUACCCAAUGGUGGCCCGCUACUUCGUUCACAAGGCGUUGGUAAAUGUGCCGGCGAUGCUGUGUAUAACUUAAAAGAUUGGUGCGAAGUGGGCAGUCCACAACAGCAAUACCACCAACAGCUUCUACACCAAAAGACAGGGUGGAAUAACAUCGGACCAAAUGCUGACUGGACUUCAAUUGAUCCAGCUAUUGUUAGCUCAUCUAGACCAGUUCCUUUCCAGGCGACAGCUACUUGGCAAUUCCCUCACGUUCAGUCUCCGCACACAUCAUCUCAUACAACACAACAGGAGCAGAACCAGCCCCAACACUGGGCAAUGCAACCACCACCAGGUUUUGCUGCGACAUCGUCUUCGGCGCCACACAAUGGUCAGCAACCAAGCUCAGGGACACAAUCGCAUUCUAAACUUAUUUCUGCUGGAUCUGAGAUUGAAAACUUGUAAACAUCAUGAAAACAGGCGGACAUACCAAUACCACGCGAUACACAGUGCAGGCAUCAGAGUGUAA
Messenger RNA from Neodiprion fabricii, 3773 nucleotides. RefSeq lists its product as uncharacterized. The coding region runs from base 581 to 3709 and encodes 1042 amino acids. Lineage: Eukaryota; Metazoa; Arthropoda; Insecta; Hymenoptera; Diprionidae. The record is from RefSeq and is a predicted model, not a curated record. Gene Ontology annotation, cellular component: CCR4-NOT complex. Gene Ontology annotation, biological process: protein ubiquitination. The transcript is spliced from 16 exons. Gene Ontology annotation, molecular function: ubiquitin-protein transferase activity; metal ion binding; RNA binding.